Gossypium arboreum is the source of this 1722-nucleotide messenger RNA. Its product is annotated as NAC domain-containing protein 43-like. Lineage: Eukaryota; Viridiplantae; Streptophyta; Magnoliopsida; Malvales; Malvaceae. The record is from RefSeq and is a predicted model, not a curated record. The coding region runs from base 165 to 1385 and encodes 406 amino acids. Gene Ontology annotation, biological process: regulation of DNA-templated transcription. The transcript is spliced from 3 exons. Gene Ontology annotation, molecular function: DNA binding.
UCCAUGCCCUAACCAUUAUAAAUUAUCAUCGCUGCAUCACCCUCUCCAUCUCUACGCAUUCCUCUCUUUCUCUUUCUUUUUAUCUUUCUGUUAUUCCCUCCCCGUUUGCCCGUCUCUUUCAUUUUCUUUCACACUUGAAGACGAGAAGAGAAGAUCAUCGGGUAAUGUCAGAAGAAAUGAAUCUAUCAAUAAAUGGUCAGUCUCAGGUCCCUCCUGGUUUUAGAUUUCAUCCCACAGAGGAGGAGCUUCUUCACUAUUACCUCAGAAAGAAAGUAGCUUAUGAAAAGAUAGACUUGGAUGUUAUUCGGGAAGUUGAUCUUAACAAGCUUGAGCCCUGGGAUAUACAAGAGAAGUGCAGAAUAGGAUCCACCCCACAAAAUGAUUGGUACUUCUUCAGCCACAAGGACAAGAAAUACCCCACGGGGACCAGAACGAAUCGGGCAACAGCUGCCGGAUUCUGGAAAGCUACUGGACGUGACAAGAUCAUUUAUAGUAGCUUUAGAAGAAUUGGGUUGAGGAAGACAUUGGUUUUUUAUAAAGGAAGAGCUCCACAUGGUCAAAAAUCUGAUUGGAUUAUGCACGAGUACAGGCUUGACGAUACCAACACCCUUGACUCUAAUGCACCCAAUCCCAUUGGCGAUUCUAUGGCUGAAGAAGGCUGGGUGGUUUGCCGUGUAUUUAGAAAGAAGAAUUAUCAGAAAACCCUAGAGAGUCCCAAAAGCUCCUCCUCCACUUCCCUUGAUUCCAAGACGCAGAUGCUUUGCUCAGGCAACGACGGGGUUUUAGAUCAAUUUUUUCUUUAUAUGGGAAGGACUUGCAAGAUGGAGAACGAUUCAUUGAAUAUUCCCAACGCCAACACCAACAAUCAUCUAAGAAUGCUAGUUGCGAACAACGCAGGAGGAAUCAGCGAUGGGUUACAUGAAAGUUUUAUGCACCUCCAGAGGCUGGAAAGCCAAUCUCUCCCAGCCCUUCCCAUCAAUACCGCACACUUUGAUCAGCAUCGAAGCUUCAAGCCAUGUUUCCAGUCCAUAGACGAUAUGCUGACUGAAAUUGAACCCUCUGCUGCUGCUGCUGGUUUUGACAAUACUAAUAAUGAGUCCAAAAAUGGCGUUAAUGACUGGGUCACUCUGGACCGCCUUGUGGCAUCCCAACUAAAUGGUCAAGUAGAGACAAGCAAGCAACUAUCAUGUUUUACUGACCCUAAUGCGGUUUUCGGUCUUUGUCACGAUGAUGAUGAAGAUGAUGAUGAUAUUCAAUUAUCGCACAUAAAUAUGCACAGAUCAAAUCAAAACCCCCAGGUCUACAGCAACGAGAAUGAUCUAUGGAGCUUGACUAAGUCAUCGUCACCGUCGUCAUCAGAUCCCUUGUGCCACCUGUCGGUAUAACAGAGGUAAAUACAUGUCAAGGUCAUACAAACAAGCCUGCUCAUUUCCUCAAGUAUUCUUAAUUAGGUAUACGUGGACAUACAUAUUAUACACAUGUAUUUUGCAUAAAUAAGGUUGAAAUAUGAGAGAGAUGAGAUGGCAUCAACCCAUUACACUUUUACUUAAUAACGGUGUCGUUUAAUCACCACUCAUCUUCUCUGGAAGGGUUAUUAUAGGGAUUAGAGUCUGGUUAAUGUGCUCUUUUUUUAAUUUUCCUACUUGUAAUCAUUUCCAAAGUGGAUUGUGAUCUUACCCUAAUUCGUUAACUAUCUUGAAAAAAUGCUUGACAAAAGUUUAA